Messenger RNA from Alternaria alternata, 411 nucleotides. RefSeq lists its product as hypothetical. The annotation marks the transcript as partial. The transcript has 2 exons. The record is from RefSeq and is a predicted model, not a curated record. Lineage: Eukaryota; Fungi; Ascomycota; Dothideomycetes; Pleosporales; Pleosporaceae.
AACGUCUGGACGCAGAUGAACUACGUCCCUCCCCGCGGACAAUGUAACCAUAAGCCUUCUCUCCUCGCGGCCAAAUGUCCGUGUUUGAGGUUCAUGUUGCAUCCGCUCAAGUCAUCAUCGUCGUACGAAUGCGAUGGCUGUGGACACCACGCAUCUUUCCACACGAUGGAAAAUAAAGUCGAAGACGAAAUAAGGAAGCGGUGGGAGGUUGAAGCGGCGGAGCGGAGAAAGGAAGAAGAGGAGGGUGGGAGGCAGAGGCCAAAGAAGAGGGUGAGGGCUAUCGAAUACACAAACGACGAUGGCGAGUUUGUGCUCGGGUCGAAGAAGAAGACGACGGGGAGGGCUGCGGCUACUCGGGCGAAGAGCAGGAUCAUUGAGAUUGGGGAGGAAGAUGGGGUUGUGGAGUUGGAC